AUGAAAACUAAUUUCUUAGGUCUAGUAACUCGUACAAUAUUCAAUCAAAAUUUAUUCCUUAAAAGAUUUUCAUCAAAUUCAAAUAAUUAUAUAAAUGUUAAAAUAAUCGAUCGUGAAGAAAAAGCAAUUGAUGCUAAAGCUAAAAUUGGUUCAAAUAUGCUCGAUGUUGUUAUUGAUAAUAAACUAGAUAUUGAUGGUUUUGGAGCAUGUGAAGGUACACUUGCUUGUUCAACAUGUCAUGUUAUACUUGAUAGUGAAAAUUAUAAAACAUUACCUGAACCAGUUGAGGAAGAAAAUGAUAUGUUAGAUUUAGCAUUUGGUUUAACACCAACAUCUCGACUUGCUUGUCAAAUUAUUGUUGAACCAAGGAUGAAAGAUUGGGUUUUUGUUGUACCGAACUUGCAUUAUAUAUUUUUUGUUUCCUAUAUACAAUUUAUUCUAGAUGAUGAUUAUUUGUUGAUGGGAAAUCAAAUUGCACAUAUUCCAAACCAAAUUCUUAACGUCGAAACUUACUUUAAUGAUUUAAGUGGAUACGACUAUGUUAAAAAUUUGGGUGUUACUCGAUUCUUGAAGGUAGCUAAGGCAAAAACCAGAAAUGGUUAUUGUGUCCUCAAAAUCUUCCAAAUUGUUGAUCAAUCGCUUCCAUAUGAUCAAUAUAAAGCACAAAUUCAAGAAAUUUACUCAAUUCUCCAUGAAAAAGAUAUAUCACCAUCACCAUUAAAAAAUUGUCUACCAUUUCAAAUUGUUACUAAAAAUGAUCGUUCAAUAAUUUUAACACGUCCGUAUAUAAAAGAUAAUUUAUUUUAUCGUUUACAAACACGACCUUAUCUUACACGUAUCGAAAAAAAAUGGAUUGCCUAUCAAUUAUUAAUAGCACUUAAACAUAUACAUCAUGCUAAUAUAACACAUGGUGAUUUAAAAAUUGAAAAUAUUUUAUUAACAAGUUAUAAUUGGGUUUUAUUAAGUGAUUUUGCUAAUUUUAAACCAACAUUUUUUGCUUAUGAAGAUCCAGCUGAAUAUUAUUAUUAUUUUAAUGCAUCACAACGAAAUGUAUGUUAUUUAGCACCGGAACGUUUUUAUGAUCAAACAAGAAUAAAAAAUGAUAUUAAUAAUGAUACAUUUUCGACUAGUUUCGGCAAAUUAGGUACUUCAUCAAUGGAUAUAUUUUCAGUCGGUUGUAUUUUAGCAGAAUUAUUUACUGAAUUACCAUUAUUUACUUUAAUGCAAAUGCUUGUUUACAGAACUGGUGGUUAUGAUCCGAUGCCAAUUGUCAAUAAGAUAGCUGAUGCUGAUAUACGAUCAAUGGUUGCAAGUAUGAUUGAUCGUGAUCCAUUAAAACGUCUUACAGCCGAAGAAUAUCUUGAAGAACAAACAGGCAAAGCAUUUCCAUCAUGUUUUCAUACAUUUCUUUUACCAUAUGUACAAAAAAUUUUAAAAGAAUUUUCACCGGACUUUGUUAUUUAUAAACUUCAUCGAGAUUUUUCAUAUAUAAUGAAUAAUUUACUUAUGGACAAUAAUGAUACAAAUGACGAUGAAACAGAGAUGGAUGAUGAAAAAAAUCGCGAAUCAUCACAAUGUCUUUUAAUAUUACUUUCACUUGCUUUAUCUUGUAUGAGAAAAUUAAAACAUUUACAUUCUCGACUUGUGGCAUUGGAACUUUUACGUUUAAUGAUUCCAUUAGUUGAUGAUCAAAUUAUACUUGAUCGAAUUUUACCUUAUGUGAAUGCAAUGUUACAUGAUUCUUUUCAUCGUGUGCGAGCUGAUGCUAUUCGGACUCUUGUCUUUGCUAUAUCAUCCGUUAAAAAUAUCAAUCAAGAAAAUGCUGAUCUAUUCAGUGAAUAUCUUUUUCCAACAUUGUCAACAUCAUAUAUACAAGAUGAUUGUUAUGUUCGAGCAAAUCUAGCUAAAUAUCUAUCUGUACUUGCUGAACAUUCAUUAAGAUUUUUAGAAAAAACUUAUUUAAUUGAGGAACGAAAUCAUACAAUAAGUAAUGAUUAUUUUAAACUGUAUGAAGAAGAAUUAAAAAGUGUUCAAACAUGGAUGCAAGGUAAAUUCGGUGAUCUUAUACAUGGUGAUAACGAUGAUCAAAAUGGUCAAUUAGCUGAAGCUGUUUGUCGAUCGGAUCUUAUACGUUUAUGUACAUUUUUUGGCAAACGAAAAACGAUUGAAGUUAUUUGUGGACAUUUAACAACAUUAUUAAGUCAACCAAAUUGGCGUUUACGUGCAACAUUAUUUGAUAGUCUUGUAACUGUUGCUUCAUAUAUUGGACUUGAAAGCGAAUUAUUUAUUUUACCUCUAUUAAAUCAAGGAUUAAUUGAUGAAGAAGAAUUUGUUGUUCAUCGAGUAUUAAAAGCUCUUGCAUGUUUUGUUCGUCUAUCAUUACUAAAACGAAAAACAAUCUAUGAAUUUCUUCGACAAGUUGCACCACUUGUUUGUCAUCCAAAUCUUUGGUUACGAUUAGGCGUUAUUGAAUUUAUUAAUAGUAUUUGUGAAAAGUCUCAUUUAGCUGAUGUACAUGGAUUUGUUAUACCGGUGAUUGAACGAUUUUUUAAAUUUCCAAUUGUACAAGUGGGAAAUGCAGAUAUUUUAUAUAAUGCUUUGAUUGAACCAUUAUCACGUGAAUUAUUUGAAUAUGUUCAACAAAUUCAACCGAAUGAAGGUCUAUUUCGACAUUUAACUGAUCGAUCAAACAUUCGACAAAUGACUGGAACUGGAUUAAAACCAGCUUAUACCGAAUCUGCUGAUCCUCUUGUACGUGAGGCAUUUGAUAAAUUAAUUGAAUUAGGAAUGAAAGAAGAGGAUGAAAAUAAAAUUUUAGCAUUAAAAUUUUUUGUUAAACAAACUUCACAGACUAAAUUAAGUACAAGUGUAACAACAGAAUUAAAAGAACGACCAGGUACAAUAAAUAUAAAAAUUCCACCUGGGCGACGACAUGAUUUAAGUUUGAAUAUAAAUCGAACUAAUAUUGAUAACUACUCUGCAAGAAAUCUAAAUAAUGAUAGUUCUGAUUGGUCAGAAAUGUUUGGUGCCGUAACAAUGCAAGUUUCAAAUCAACAGGAAAACAUUCCACCCAAUUCAAAUGAUAAAACAAUAAAUGAAAAUACCGAUGAAACAAUGGUAGUUGAUACUUUACAAUAUCAAUUGCCGUCAACAGAAAACAUCACACAACAUCGACAACAUUGUUUUGUUGAAUCAACAACAAAAACAAUUCGAACAGGUCUUCGAUUACAAUGUUUAACUGAACAGAAUAAUUUAGUAUCAAAACAUCAAGCAAUCUAUCGAGAAGAUUGUCAACGUGCUAAAUUACUUAAACGUAGUGUUCCAACAAAUGUUUUCGAAAUAUCAGAUCAAAAACUUUGGACACCACAAGGUACUCUACUUAGUCAUGUUCAUUUACAUAAUGGAAAAAUUACAAAAUUAACAUCAAGUCUUGUUUCACCAUCACCUACAUAUUAUACACAACUUUUUGCUACCGGUGAUUCUAAAGGAGCUAUUCGAUUAUGGGAUAUUAAUCAAUUCCAAAAAUCUCUCAUCUUUCGACCGUCGAGAGCAAUUCGUGGAACAGCAUCUGCUGUUCGUGGUUUAGCAUUUACAUCGGACACUAAUUUAAAUCUUGCCUCUUUAUGUGAAAAUGGUCAACUAAAUAUUUUUGAUCUUAACUCUUCAACAACUGAUAUACGUGAACCAUUUUAUAGUUUAAAAUUAGAUGUUAAUGAUGUUGGUGUACCAGUUGAUUUAAAAUAUUUUAAUACAGGUUCACAAGAUAUUUUAGCAUUAGCCACAUCACAAGGAUUAAUUGUUGGAAUUGAUACAAGAUGUUCAACACCAAUAUUUCGAUUUAAAAAUGAUUUAAAUCAUCGUUUAAUAACUGCACUUGAAGUUGAUGAACUUCAGUCAUGGUUAGCAGUCGGUACUGGUAGUGGAUUUAUUGAUAUAUGGGAUAUGCGUUUUCAAUUAUGUAUUCAAGGAAUACAACAUCCAACAGGUGCACGUGUCAUAACUCUUCUUCGUCAUCAAGAUCAACCGAGUAGUUUAAUUAGUUCAUUUCAAGGUAAUAAUGAAGUAGCUAUAUGGAAUAUUGAUAAACCAACAAUACGACAAAAAGUAUUUUGGCCAUCACCUGCAACACCGUUGUCAUUAACACAAUCACUUAAUCAUUAUAUAGCUGCGAUGUAUUUAUGGAAAAAUGAUGGUUCAACAUCACUACUUUGUGCUGGAACAGAUAUGCGUAUAAGAAAUUGGAAUUUAACUCAACCAUUACGAUCAUAUAUUGUUUGUCGAGGACCAGCUGAUGAUGAUAUAUUAACUGCUCGUUAUCAACCGAAAAUUAUUGAUGGCGUUGAAGUAACUGUUGAAGAAUAUCAUAAACGUAGACAUCCAUCAUCACCACCAACAGCAACAACAGCAUCGGCAAAUUCAUCAACAACAACAGCAACGGAAAUAAAAACAACCAAAUCAAGUGCAAAUAUUCCAUCAGCACAUACUGAUACAGUUACAUCAAUGCAAUUAGUUAUGUCAAAAGAACGUACACCUUAUUUGAUAACUGUUUCAUGUGAUGCUGUUGUUAAAAUAUGGAAAUGA
Molecule: messenger RNA, 4581 nt
Organism: Adineta steineri
Lineage: Eukaryota; Metazoa; Rotifera; Eurotatoria; Adinetida; Adinetidae
Source: the annotation of a GenBank genome assembly